AUUCACCACAUACUGUACACAUAUACCUACACGUGAUGUAUCUACUACAACCACAGACCCCCCCUCAGUCUCACUCACACACUCGUGCGCGCGCGCACACGCACGUAGUUCGUGUCUUUUUUUAAAGCCCCAGGAGUCCAUGUGCUGGAAGGAGGAGACAGACAGAGAGCCAUAGAGAGACAGGGGGGGGAGUGUAUCUCCAGAGAAGAAGGAGAGUUCUGCCCCGAACUCCUCAAUGUGGAUUUGAAACGAACCGCCUCGCGCUCUUCUCGCGUUCAGCUCUCCAAAACCGCAUAGAACAGAAAGCGCGCGCCUCCGAGGAAAUGACUCUUUUAAGAAAACCCACAGUGCCUUGAUUUCCCCCCACUUUUCUCUUCUUCACUCUCUCCGCGUUGCCGACUGGAGGCAUGCCGCUGAAACACGCCGAGGAGGGCUUUCCUCCGUCUGCCCGCGCGUCAGUGGAAACCUGGUGCGGCGUGAAGGGAGAGGAGAGAGCGCGCGAGAGCCGAGAAGCAGAAGGAGCGUCCGGAGAAGGACGAGGAGGAGGAUUAGUGAAGAACAAAACAGAAGAAGAAGAAAAAGAAGAAACAACCGCAAACAUGAGUUUACCGACCAGCUGUGUGUAUCCAGCCCCUUCGGUCCAGGAUCGUUACUGCAAAGUGCGGAACGGGAAUAUUUGCGGGUCGCCGUGCGCCGUCAACCGGCCCAUCGACAUCGUGCAGAAACGAAGGCGUUUUGAUGUGGAGAAUGGCCUGUCGGUGGGUCGCAGUCCACUGGACUCUCAGACUAGCCCGGGUUCUGGUCUGGUACUUCAGGCCAACUUCCCCCACAGUCAGCGCCGUGAGUCUUUCCUCUACCGCUCAGACUCAGACUUCGACCUUUCACCCAAAACCAUGUCCCGCAACUCAUCCACUGCCAGCGACCUGGAGGAGGGAUUGAAGCAUUGGGAAGUCAAUUGGCUACCUCGGCAUGGAGAAGACAUGAUAGUGACUCCAUUUGCACAGGUUCUUGCCAGUCUGCGAACGGUGAGAAGUAACUUUGCUGUUCUGACACAUCUGCAAGAUCGCGUGGGAAACAAGCGGCCGUCAGGCAGCAACCAGCCGUCCAUGUGUAAGCCAUGUCUCGCAGAGGAGCCUUAUCAGAAGCUGGCGAUGGAGACCCUGGAAGAGCUGGACUGGUGUUUGGAUCAGCUGGAGACGCUGCAGACGAGGCACUCCGUCAGUGAGAUGGCGUCCAAUAAGUUUAAGAGGAUGCUGAACCGUGAGCUGACGCAGCUUUCAGAGACAAGCCGCUCAGGGAACCAGGUGUCGGAGUUCAUCGCGAGCACCUUCUUAGAGAAACAACAUGAUGUGGAGAUCCUGUCUCCACCUCCUAAGGAGAAGGAGAAGAAGAAGAGGCCAAUGUCACAGAUCAGUGGUGUGAAAAAGGCCACGCAGAGCCCCAGCUUAGCACCCGCCUGCAUCCCUCGCUUUGGAGUCAGCACACCGCACGAGAGUCUGCUGGCCAAGGAGAUCGAGGACAUUAAUCGUUGGGGUCUGGAUAUUUUCAAGAUAGCAGAAUUUUCCGGAAACCGCCCUCUGACGGUGAUCAUGUACUCCGUCUUCCAGGAGAGAGACCUUUUGAAAACCUUUAAGAUCCCAAUUGACACCUUCAUCACAUUCAUGAUGACCUUGGAGGACCAUUACCAUGCUGACGUAGCUUAUCACAACAACAUCCAUGCGGCUGACGUGGUGCAGUCCACCCACGUCCUCCUGUCCACCCCUGCUUUAGAGGCGGUGUUUACAGACCUGGAGAUCAUGGCCGCUCUGUUUGCCAGUGCCAUCCAUGACGUUGACCACCCAGGAGUCACCAACCAGUUCCUAAUAAACACCAGUUCGGAGCUGGCGUUGAUGUACAACGACGCCUCGGUGCUGGAGAACCACCACCUCGCCGUGGGCUUCAAACUGCUCCAGGAAGACAACUGCGACAUCUUCCAAAACCUCAGCAAGAAACUGAGAGACUCCCUCCGCAAAAUGGUGAUUGACAUGGUGCUGGCCACAGAUAUGUCCAAACACAUGAACUUCUUGGCCGACAUGAAGACGAUGGUGGAAACCAAGAAGGUGACGAGUCUGGGAGUCCUGCUGCUCGACAACUACUCUGACCGCAUUCAGGUUCUGCAGAACAUGGUCCACUGUGCCGACCUGAGCAACCCAACCAAACCGCUGGAGCUGUACCGGCAGUGGACGGACCGCAUCAUGGUGGAGUUCUUCACCCAGGGAGACCGAGAGCGGGACAAGGGCAUGGAGAUCAGUCCCAUGUGUGACAAACACAACGCGUCCAUAGAGAAGAGCCAGGUGGGGUUCAUCGACUACAUUGUCCACCCUCUGUGGGAGACCUGGGCAGACUUGGUGCACCCUGACGCCCAGGACAUCCUGGACACCCUGGAGGACAACAGGGAGUGGUACCAGAGCAUGAUCCCCCGCAGCCCAUCGCCCUCCAGCCCAGAGGAGCACCAUGCCGAGGUGGAGCCAGGAGGAGGAGCUGUGGGAGCAGGAGGACCUGUCCCUUCAGGAGGAGGUGGAGGGGGAGGAGGAAGUGCAGGGGACAAGUUCCAGUUUGAACUCACGCUGGAGGAAGAGGAGGAGGAUGAGGAAGAGGUGGAGUCUGACCUGGAGAGCCCCUUAGAGGAGGAGUCGCAGUCAGGCGGGGAGCGGCACCGGGACUCCUCCUCUCCCUCUCUGUCCCCGGACCCCCGCAGCAGCAGCAGCAGAUACCGCCCCCCCUCGCCUCAUCCGUCCCGGACCCUGAGUCUGGCUGGCAUGUCGGUGCGGAGCCCACACCCCCACAGGACGCUGGCCUCCCCGGGGCGGGAGGGCACCGACAGGGACAGAGAACUGAGCCAGGAGGGCGAUGGGGUGGCGUGCCUGCGCAUGGGCACGUAACAACCAGCACAACCUGCCCCGCCCUGAGAGACACGAGCGCCGGGUGUAGGGAGAUGGUCGGAGGCAGGGCAGGCCUUUACCAAUAAAGUCUGUAAAAUCACCACAGUCCCUUUACACUGGAGACACCCUCUCUGGAGAACAGAGGGACGUUCCCCCCUCUGUUUUAUUUUAAUUUUCUGCAAAGAAGAAUCGUUUUAGCCUCUCUUUGGGUGCCUGAUAGGCCUUUGUGUCCCAUCCUGCUUUGUUGUAGCUUCAGUUCAGAGCGAUCCCAGACAAAGACUGCUGCAAUUUAUACUGGGAAGAAGAGCGGAGCCGAGGCAUGAUACUCUAACAUAAGUCCAUAAGAUUUAAGGAAAUGUCUUCCUCCAAAAAUAACUGUCUAUGACAUUCGGACAAGAACAGCGAAUGAGGAUUGCGGUGGUUCGACAGGGUCUUGGAAAUGAUUUUGCACCAUAGUUUUAGUUUGAGAUAUGAAAUAAUUGAGUCCGUUCGGAAUAAGCGAGUAUGAUUUCUUUGUUUGAGAAUGAUGUGAGAGAUGAAUCAUUUUACCAAAUACAGUAUGUAGGUGAGCAGCGAGAAAAUCGAUGGACCUAAACCUCAGGGUAUGAAGAGAAACUAAAAAUCUAAUGUAGCACAGAUGUAGUGGGUACCCCUGACCCGACCCCCGACACCAAACUGUCUUUUCUGUUUGAUUUACCUCCAAACUAGAGACUUUGUCUAACCCACGUGUCUCCACAUUUAAUUAAAACCCUUUAAUAGAAAAUUUGGCAACUGAAGCAAUCAAAUGAUAAGUAUUUAAACCAGCUUGUAGCACCACAGAGAUUGAACACUGAAGAAGACUGUGCCACAGUCUCACCUGUUGAAAAUACAAAAGACACGCCUAUAUAAUUUGUUUAAGCUUUAUUUUUUUUUUACCUGAGAUGAAUUUAAAUGGUGUCAUUGUUUUAGGUUUUGAUUUUCAAACAGUUCUUUGUUUGUACAUUUGCUGGUCUCGUCUGUGUUUAUGUGCUUAAAAAGCAUUUUUAUCAGGGUGCCUCCGGUCCGCAGUAGCACUUUACCGUCUCUGCUGUUCAGCUCUUCUAUUCAGUCACACAAAGGGCUUCACCCACUGUAGACCUACUGAUCACACAAACACAGUACAGGAAAUCUGACGCCGCAUACCGAAAGGCAGGGCAGGAAAGUAACUGAACUAAUGUCCCAACAGGGGAUUUGACCAACUUGGCCAACACAAAAACUCGCGACCUUCCGUGUUCAGAUACAGAGUUUAGUUUUAGUUUUUAACUAACUGCAGCAUUUGUAAUUGAAAACCUUGUGCCUCCUGUAGCUCAGCAUGCUCAGAUGACAGCAUCUUUUAUAUUUACAAAAUCUUUUUCAGAGCUUUGAUUGUAAAGGCUGUUGUGUUGGCUACAAAUUAAUAUUAUGUGGGAGAAUUAUUUUUAAUCCACAGACUGGAACUCACAGCGUUAAGCCUGUGUGAAUUCAUUGUAAAUACCAUGGUUCUCUCUUAUUUUGGGAAGAAACUUUAAAUGAAACUUAUGGCUGUGCGAUAUGACCAAAAUCUCAUAUCCCAGUAACAAAAUAUAU
This is a messenger RNA of Lates calcarifer (barramundi perch), 4505 nucleotides long. Its product is annotated as cAMP-specific 3',5'-cyclic phosphodiesterase 4D-like. NCBI's taxonomy places the organism in Eukaryota, Metazoa, Chordata, Actinopteri, Centropomidae. The record is from RefSeq and is a predicted model, not a curated record. Gene Ontology annotation, molecular function: 3',5'-cyclic-AMP phosphodiesterase activity. Gene Ontology annotation, cellular component: cytosol; perinuclear region of cytoplasm; nucleus. Gene Ontology annotation, biological process: signal transduction.